AAGUAAGUUUAAGCUUAAGAUAGAUCAUAUUUCGGUUAUGUAGUGUGGAAGAAAAGAGGUGCACAUCCAGAGAGUGUUAUUAAUGUGUUGCAGUACGUUGCAUCAGUAGUUGAGGAUGAGAACCUGUAUCAAUCACAAUUAAGACUAUAUAUUUAGAUGAUACCCACAGUAGCUCACAGAGUGGGACAUUUCUGAUACCUUUGUAAGCAGUGUUCUGUUACAAUCGGAUAAAGAACUGGUAGCACUUCCUGAGAUCUUGAUAACUGGCUUACAGUGUGAAAUCCAAAAUCAACGUGGCAUAUUAUCAGGCAGUAUCCACACUCUGAACAGUGUCAGUGCUCCAUGACAUCCAAAAUGUGAACUUCACUAGUUCUUGAUUUGAAGCUCAAGAGGUUCAACGCUUAUAUAUGUAAAGGAAGUGUCUCGGCCUUUGCUAUAGCAUAUGGACAGAGUUGUAAAUUUGGUUGAAAUGAAGUAGAAAUGACGUCCGUGAUGAAUUUGUCAACACCAGAAGGGAGGGAUUCUGUUGAGGCCUGGAACAAUGGCUCUUCAUCUGAAAAUGGAGCUACUGAAGAGGGAAAUUUCUGGUACCAGUAUAAAGCCCUCAUCAUUCGUAAUUUUACUAUCAAGGCUAGAGACCGCCGAAGGACUAUAACAGAAUUUCUCAUGCCCUUAUAUUGGAUUGCAAUUUUGGCAAUUGUAAGGCUUACAACUGGAAGCACUACAUUUGAUCCUGUGCUGACACCACAAGGAACAGGUUCUCUCACUGAGAUACUGGCAGCAAGGCUAAAUGGAGGUACACUAUUUGUGACUCCUGAAAAUGAUAAGGUAAAAGAAAUAAUGGACAAUGUACAGCAUAUAGCCAGUGAAUAUUCCACAUCUCUUUAUAUGCAGUACUACAGCACAGAAACAGAUUUGAUAGAUGAAUUUAAGCAGAACAUGUCAGUGGAUGCAGCUGUAGUGUUUCCAGAUAAUCCAAAUGUCAAUAGUUCCUACGUACUUCGUUUCAAUGUUCUGAAGCAUUAUUUGCCGUCGCCAUAUAGUAGAUGGGCUGGAAGGCAGGAGUGCAGAGAGUUGAAUCCACCAUUUGGGUUACAGUUAGGAGGAUGUUCCCCAAAUAACUAUUAUUUCUCUGGAUUUUCAUCUCUUCAGUUACUGAUUGAUACUGCAUUGAUAAGGAUGAAGACUAGUGUGAAGGAUGUAUCCCUACCAAAAAUUAGUCUGCAGAAUUUCCCCAAAGGAACUUUUACUAGUGAUGGGACUACAGUGCUCCGCAGUAUUGUCCCUCUGUACAUGGUAUUUGCAUGGGCCCAAUUCAUAAUAUACAUGAUGAUGCUGGUUGUCGAUGAGAAAGAGAAGAAGAUUAAGGAAGGCAUGAAGAUGAUGGGCUUGAGAGAUUCUGUGUACUGGCUCUCAUGGUUUUCCGUGUACUUCAUGUAUGUGUUACUGCUAGCUGUGAUCUGCAUCAUAGUCCUGCCGCUUGCAAGAGUCUUCGUCCAUGCCAACCUAUUCCUUCUGUUCUUACUCUUCAUAUUAUAUGGGUCAUCAUCCAUUGUUUUUGCUCUGAUGUUGACUCCUUUCUUCGACAAGGCAAAGGUGGCUGGAGUGGUGGGGAACCUACUACAAGUGGCUAUGAGUCUUUUGUACUACCUUCAAGUUUUUCUUGAAGAUGACAUGGGUCAAGGGACCUUCUGGGCCCUUGGACUUCUCUCUCCAUGUGCCUUCUCCCUUGCUUUAGAUAAGGUGAUUCUCUUUGACUCCAGUAGUGAAGGGCUGAACUUCAGUAAUAUAUGGGAAGGUCCAGGUCUCCCAUUUGCAGGAAGUUUGAUAAUGAUCUCAAUAGAUAUUUGCCUCUACCUCUUCUUGGCCUUCUAUCUUGACAAUGUCCUGCCAAGUGAAUAUGGGACAAAACGAAAACCCUGGUUCAUUUUUGAAAAGUCCUUUUGGUUCCCCAGUCACAGGAACUAUCAGAUGAGCAGCUUGACAUCCUCAAACAACCUUGGUUUUGACACUGAGGAGAUCGAACCUAACCCUGAUCUGGAGCCCGUAGCAAAGGAGUUAAAAAUGAAAGCGGCUGUUCGCAUCAGAAAUCUGAAGAAGACCUUCCAUCCCAAGGGCAAAGAUCCUAUUCAUGCCGUUAAUGGUAUAAGUCUAGAUGUUUACGAGGGACAAAUUACCGCUAUCCUGGGUCAUAAUGGUGCAGGAAAGACAACUCUGUUUAACAUCCUCACCGGAAUGACAGCGCCAACAGGGGGCAUGGCAUCCAUCUUUGGCAUGGACAUUAGUGAUCCUAAUGACUUGGUUGACAUUCGGCGAAUAACAGGUGUCUGUCCCCAGCAUGACAUCAUCUUCUUAAACUUAACUCCUAGGGAACAUCUCAGCUUUUAUGCUCGCAUUAGGGGUAUACCUUCCAAUAAGGUUGGGGAAACUGUGGAGGAGACAUUGAAGGAAGUGGAUCUCUCUAGUAAAGGUGACACCAAGGCUGUGGAACUCUCAGGUGGACAGAAGAGGAAAUUGUCAAUAGGAAUAGCUUUGAUUGGAGACCCAAAGCUUGUAUUUUUGGAUGAGCCAACAGCUGGGGUUGAUGCUUACUCUCGCAGGAAGCUUUGGAAUUUGUUGAAGAACAGGAAAGAAGGCAAGGUAAUUUUACUGACAACUCAUUUUAUGGAUGAAGCAGACAUCUUAGCUGAUCGGAAGGCUAUUGUUUCAAAAGGGAAGCUGCGUUGUUGUGGAUCAUCUCUGUUCCUGAAAAACAAGUUUGGCCUGGGAUAUCACUUGACGUUAGUUGUGUCGGAUGAUUGUGAUACAAAUAAUGUCCAGAACAUUGUGCAAUCUGUCUCCAGCAAUGCACAACUAAUGAGGCAUUAUGGAAAAGAAAUGUCCUUCCUGUUACCAUCUGAUUCAACAGAGUCUUUUCCAACGCUAUUCCUAAACUUGGAUGAGCAUAUGAAUGCAGAAGGGAAUUCUACUAUAGAAGGCUAUGGCAUCUCCAUGACAACUCUGGAAGAGGUUUUCUUGACUUUAAGUGAAGAAAAUGAAAGUGCAGGAGAGCAGUCUCUGGACGACAUUAGCCAGAUGGUUAGAGAGAAACUAACCUCAUCCUCACCUCAGCAUUCAGCUUCACCUGUGAACUCCAGUGCCCAAAAUGGCCAAGUAACAGAUAACAAUCAACAAGGCUUUGCACUUAAUGCUGUUGAAGUCAGGCCAGAUCCAUGGAGAACCUACAAGGCCAUGAUAAAGGUUCGAUUUAUUGGCUUGUUACGAGAAAAGUGGGCCAUGUUCUUCUUGAUAGUUUUUCCACUUGGGCUAACCAUUGGUGCAAUUGCUGUUUUAGACACACAGCAAGUACAGGCACCUAUAGAUGAGCUGUUGAAUAUUAACGCAGGGACAUAUUAUAGAGAGUUGUCCGGUGCGCUUAUACAAAAUAACACAAAACAUACAUUGACACAUCUAGAGAACACUCUCAGUUCAGCAGGAAUCUCCUCAGCUCCAUAUGAUGGAAAUUUCACAUCAAUAUAUAACCUCAGACCCCAUUUCACUGCCUUGGAUAUUAGCCAUUUUCCAGAAGACAAGAUAAGUGAUCCAGCAUCAUUGAAUGUGAGAUUCAAUGAUUCUUACGUCCAUGCAAUACCCAUCAUGGUGAAUCUUCUUAGCAAUGCCAUACUCAGCAUCUCUGGGAACCCUGACCAAAUCUCUGUUGCUACUCAUAACCUGCCAAGUUUCCAGAGCUUGCCAAGUUUUGACACAUCAACCUUCUUUGCCCCAAUGAUGAUUGGUUUUGUGUACACGCUUAUCCCAGCUGCUCUUGGCAUUGAGAUUGUUAAUGACCGAGAGAUUGGAGCAAGAAACUUAUUAAGACUGAAUGGACUUAGCUUUAACCAGUACUUCUCCUCUUUCAUAACUGUUAUUGCAACUGUAUUUAUGCUUCCAUACAUAAGCCUUCUGAUCAUCAUUGCUGCCUUUGGUGUUCCAUCACUGAUAAUUGGACCAGCUUUUGGUGCCAUUGCCCUACUUUAUUUACUCUAUAUACCAGUAGCCUUUCUGUAUAGUUCGGUAUUCGGUUACAUAUUCGACAAAAUGGAAACGGCCAGGCAGUUCUACCCAAACAUGGCUACAACACUGGGCUUCUUGUCAUACACUGUUGUCUCUAUUGUGGAUAUGGUUGUAGGAACUCAGACAGACAACAAUCCAGCCCCAAUUAUACAUAUAAUUUUAGCUAUACUCAUACCUCAUUACAUACCUUUCGGUCUCCUGUAUUAUGUUAAUAAGAUAUACCUCCUGUGCUUCAUUCAAAAUACCUGCGAUGGACUCACAGUUAGUGAUUACAUGACCACUGAGAUCGUUGUUUUAUUUGUGGUGGUUAUUGUCGAUAUUCCAUUCUACUACAUCCUGCUGCGGGUAGCGGACACACUGAAGAUGGGAGGCAAUUGGCGUGAUGCACUGUGGAUAUCUAAAAGGGAGACAGUGGACUACAGAAACCUUGAGGAAACAGGUAUCGAUGCCCCAGCAGGAGAAGAUGACGAUGUUCAGGAAGAACGUAAUGAUGUUGCUGCCUACCUCACUAAUGGUGGUCCUGCUCCUCCUGUGUUGUUAUAUGAUCUCGGCAAAGUGUACAACAAAGGAGGCAAGAAAGCUUGUGGUAAAAAGAAAGAAGAUAAAGAGUUUGUUGCAGUAAAAAGUGUGUCACUGAGUGUACGAGAAGGCCAAGUCUUUGGAUUACUGGGACCCAAUGGGGCUGGAAAGACAACAACUCUUCGUGUUUUGACAGCAGAAGAGGCCCCGACGAAAGGAAGAGUACAAAUAUGUGGUGAUGACAUCCAGUCUGGUCUUUCUAAUGUCUUCCAGAAGUUGGGCUAUUGUGCUCAACAUGAUGUACUCUGGAAAAAUAUUACUGUUGCUGAGCACAUUGCCUGUUAUGCAGAAAUCAGAGGUGUUCAUCCAGAUCAGAUCCAACCAUUAGUGGAUAUGUACCUGAAAGGCCUAGAAAUUGAAGAACACAGAGACAAGCAGAGCAAAGACUGCUCUGGAGGCACAAAACGGAAGUUGAGUUAUAUCAUCAGCAUGCUAGGUCAGCCAAAGGUUGUUCUCAUGGAUGAACCAUCAACUGGAAUGGACCCUCAAUCAAAGAGGUUCCUAUGGAAUUCUAUCUUAGCGUCCUUUAAGGGGAAUAGGAGUGCUAUUCUAACUACUCAUUCCAUGGAAGAAGCAGAUGCACUUUGUUCCAGAAUUGCUAUACAAGUGUGUGGGGGUUUAAGGUGUAUAGGAUCUGUUCAGCAUCUUAAGAAUAAGUAUGGUGGAGGAUAUACUCUUGAAGUCAAGCUUCAGAAGCAGGAAACAUGUACUAUGUCUGUAAAUGGUGAAAGCCCCACCCAUACCUCAUUGGAUGAGAAUGUCGUGACAGAAACCAAAAAUAUUAUUAUGAAUAGUUUCCCAAAUGCUGAGUUAGAUGAAGAAUUUGGGGAGUUACUACACUACAAGAUUCCUCAGUCUGAUAUCAAGAGUCUGGCCAAUUCAUUUGCUGUACUGGAAAAGGCUAAAGGUGAUGGACUCAUCAGUGAAUAUGCACUGAGUCAGACAACCCUCGAGCAAGUGUUUUUGCAGUUUGCACGUCAGCAAGAAGAGGAUGUUGAAAAGGGUGAAGAGAAGUAAACAAAACGUACGGGAAUAUUUAUUUAGGGAAAAUGAUACAUGUCUUUGUUUUAUAUAUUUUUUUCAGGCGAGAGUAAUUGAUUUGCUAGGAUGUAUUUCCUAUUUGUUUUUUAGAACACUGUGAUAUAUGAUUCUCUACAAGGCACAGAUAAGUAAUAAUUGUGUGAUUUUGAUGAUGCAGAACAUUAUCUUAGAGUGACAAAUAUAAAGGUUGUAUUGCAUGUCAAUUUUUGUAAUGGAUGCUUGAGUUUGGUAUUUUUGUAAUGAAUGCUUGUGUUUGCCAUUUUGGAAAUGAAUGCUUGUGUUUGCCAUUUUGGAAAUGAAUGCUUGUUUUUGCUAAGAUUCACAUGGCUUAUAGUUUAUAAGAAUAAUGUAAUUUUUAUGCUAAAUGCUUAGUUUAUAUAAAGUGUUUACCUCUGGAAUUGGGACUGAGUAUUGUGUAUUAUGUUAAGUAACAGGGCAUGAAAAUGAGACAAACAAAGUCUUUCUUGACAUGAAGAUGAAUACUUAUGGCACUUGCUAAAUACAGGCACAACACUGCUUUUUAAGUAAUGAUAGCUCCAGAAUUGUAUUGGAUAGUUCAUUUUGUCUCGCACUCCACUUAUACAGUAUCUUUUCCAUAACACUUGUAUCUUACUGACAUCAGUAAGGGUCUUAUGUUUAUAUUCAGUGCCACUAUUAAUAAUUUCACUUAACCACAAGCAAGAAUUUAUGUAAGCCUAAGUGGCUAUGAUUUCUACCGUAUCAUUAAUAACUGUAGUGUAACAAUGAGAUUCUGUUUCUGUAAUUGGAUAUAGGAUAUUCAGGAGAACGCUUAUGGUCCGGAUUAUGCUAUCACACAGCAAUCAAUCAUUUCCCCAUGGCCCGUAAUUUGGAAUAGCUGAGAUAUUUAACCCAAUGGCGCCAGGUGUACAAAACAAAAAAAAAACUCUACACUUAAACAAACAAAGGCGGCGACUUUGAGCGCGUGAGUAGGGGACAUCAGCCCGAAUCACUGGCUCACCACGCUUUGGCGUGCCGCCGGCUCGUUCGGCUGCACGCCAGCUUUCAAGCACUUUGUUUACACGCCGAUCGGCGUCACCCGGCACCAAGGGGUUAACAAAGAUAUGGAGGAGUCAGUUACUAUGAUCAA
This is a messenger RNA of Penaeus indicus, 6781 nucleotides long. RefSeq names its product cholesterol transporter ABCA5-like. Gene Ontology annotation, molecular function: ATP hydrolysis activity; ABC-type transporter activity; lipid carrier activity. Gene Ontology annotation, cellular component: intracellular membrane-bounded organelle; membrane. Bases 481 to 5649 code for a protein of 1722 amino acids. The record is from RefSeq and is a predicted model, not a curated record. The transcript has 33 exons. NCBI's taxonomy places the organism in Eukaryota, Metazoa, Arthropoda, Malacostraca, Decapoda, Penaeidae. Gene Ontology annotation, biological process: transmembrane transport; lipid transport.